AUGGACUCUUCCUCCAGUUAUCACGACAUCUGGGAUAGCCCAUCUUCAACAUCUUUACCAAGUAGAAAAAGGGAUCUUCGAGCAGCCGAUGGCUUGACAGUCGAUGGGCAGAAUAAGUCUAGACGCACGACUCCUAUUCCCGGAGUCAAACAUUCCUCCACCCCUUCGAGGCAAGCCAUGGAGUAUAACGACACCGAACCUAUUGAUAUCAUUGAUCUCACUGGUGACGAUGUCGACUUCGAUUCCACCAUGGUCGCCGAACAAAUCCGACAGCAGCAGCGGCAAGAACGGGAGAACCGAGAUAGGAAAAUGGCGAUGCAACUUGCUAGUCAAUCCCCCGUGGUACCGUCGACGUCCUCGGACAUGGCUUCCGACGAGAUGGACGCUUUUUCGAGGAUCAUGGCCACGGAGCGAGCCAACACAAGAGGACCAACAGGAUGGAACUGGCAGUCUUUGCCGGCAUCUAGUACUCAAACACCAAUGCCACCCGCAACUAUAAAGGGAGCCUCAACGGCAGGGCCGUAUGAUCUGAGCUGGGACAAUCCAAGCCCAUGGGAUAGAUCUCCUGUUCCAAUCCCGGCCUCGUUACCUAGUAAUGGAUUCCAAGUUGCGGGCAUAAACUCACCUAGUGGAAAUCGCCAGAGCCCCUCAGGGUUCAAUGCUCAGUUAAAUUCCCCAUAUUCUACCAUGAGACACCAGCUUUCGAAUCAGGCUAUUAGGAAUGCCUUCCAGCCUCUCUCAUCAUCGAGAGUUAUUCCAUUCAAUGGGGUUUCAUGGCUCCCGGGAAAGAAUGGCUCUAGUAUUGCAAACAUCAUCGAACAAACCAGCACGUUUGAUUUCGCAAACGGGCUUGAUACAUUUGGUAAUCCACUGCCUAGUCGUCUGACAAAUGUACUCCUAGGCGAUGCUAAUGACUCGCCUGUGACGGGAAAGGAGUUGGAUGACUUAUUGGCGAAUAUUCGCCCCGACAUAGAUAUUCCAGAGCAUAAUCGCGGGGUUGGUCCGCCUGGGCUUAAGUUUGCCCUCUACCGCCACCAAGAAGUCGCUCUUACCUGGAUGAAACAAAUGGAAGAAGGCACCAAUAAGGGUGGUAUCUUGGCCGACGACAUGGGACUAGGCAAGACAAUUUCCACGCUAUCGCUCAUGCUUUCCAACAAGUCCAGUUCUCGUCCAAAGACAAACUUAAUUAUUGGCCCUCUUUCGUUGAUUCGACAAUGGGAAGAGGAAUUGCAAAAGAAGACCAAGCUUGCGCAUAGAUUUUCGGUGUUUGUGUAUCACGGCAAAAAAGCGACGACUGAUGAGCUCCUAAAGUAUGACGUUGUGCUUACCACCUAUGGCACUUUGGCACAGGAACUGAAGCGCCGCGAGAAAUUCAUUGAAGAAAACAAAGACAGGAAUAUUGACUUUAAUGAUAAAUCUUGUAUGGCCAAGUUUCCGCUGCUACACCCGGAGAAAGCAGUCUUCCAUCGCGUCAUCCUGGACGAAGCGCAAUGUAUCAAAAACAGGAAUACCCAAACAGCAAAGGCUUGUCAUAGCUUAAGAGCGACUUAUAGGUGGUGUUUGACUGGCACCCCGAUGAUGAAUGGCAUUCUCGAGCUUUAUUCCCUCUUGAAAUUCCUGCGUAUAAAGCCGUAUAAUACCUGGGAGAGCUUCCGCCAGACAUUUGGAACCUUAUUCGGCCAGAGAGGCGACCCUAAGAGCAUUGCCAUGAACAAGCUUCGAGCACUGCUCAAAGCAAUAAUGCUUCGCCGAAAGAAGGACUCCAAGCUAGACGGCAAGCCAAUCUUGCAACUUCCUAUGAAGAGGGAGCAUGCUGUAUAUGCGGAGCUAUCCGCGGACGAGCGAGACUUUUACAAACAACUGGAGGAGAAGGCCCAAGUGGUUUUCAGCAAGUACCUUCGAGAGGGGAGUGUUGGAAAGAAUUAUUCCAACAUCCUCGUGUUGCUUCUUCGACUUCGGCAAGCAUGCUGUCAUCCUCAUCUCAAUUUGGACGUCGACGAUGCAGUCAAUCCCGUCAGCAGUGCUGAUGUGGAGGAACUUGUCAAGCAGCUGGAUGCAUCCAUUGUAGAGAGAAUCAAGGGUGUCGAAGCGUUUGAAUGCCCGAUAUGUUAUGAUGCAGUACAAUCGCCAUCAUUUUUCAUACCCUGCGGCCAUGACAGUUGCAACGAUUGUCUGUCUCGCAUCGUAGACAAUGCCAUCUCGCAGAACCUCCAUGAAGGCAACGAGAGUGACAAGGCUAAGUGCCCUGUCUGUCGAGGUGUGUUCGAGCCAAGAAAAUGCUUCACCUAUGAUUUAUUCAAGAAAAUCCAUAUGCCGGACGCUCUGGAAUCGUCGACGAAAAUCGAACCAGGGUACGAUGACUCUGGCGAGGACGAGGAAGACGGUUCAGAACAGGGGAAUUCGUCGGAUGAACUUGACAGCAAAGGGAAUCUAAAAGGAUUUAUUGUCUAUGACGACGACGACGACGAGCUUGCCGACAUCAAACACCUGACAAAGGAGGGCUCCGCCCGUGACACGAAGGCGCGUAAACGGACCAAGAAGACUAAGAAAAAAGACAAAGGGAAGGGCAAAGCCAAGGAGAAGAAGGCAGACGUGAAGCCAUCCAUGCUCAAGAGCCUUCGUCUAGAGGCAGCCAAGAACCACCAAGCAUAUAAGCGAUAUAUGGCAUACCUACGCAAGACGUGGAUGCCAGCAGCCAAAGUCACGGAAUGCAUGAAGCUGCUCAGGGAAAUCCGAGAAACCGGCGAAAAGACCAUCAUCUUUUCCCAGUGGACGCUGCUUCUAGAUCUCCUAGAAGUAGCCAUGUGGCACGAGCAAUUCCCAGACAAGCCCGUUCGGUACGACGGCAGCAUGACCGGGGACGAACGCAGCAACGCAGCCAAGGACUUUAGAGACCGGUCCGAGUGCAACGUCAUGCUCGUGUCCCUCCGCGCUGGCAACGCAGGCCUAAACCUCACGGCCGCGAGUCGCGUCAUCAUCAUGGAUCCCUUUUGGAACCCGUACAUUGAAAUGCAGGCCAUCGACCGGACCUACCGCAUAGGACAGCAGAAGGAAGUAGAGGUGUAUCGGAUCCUGACGCAGGAGACGGUAGAAGACCGCAUCGUGGCGCUCCAGAACAAGAAGAAGGAGAUUGUGGAGGCGGCGCUCGACGAGACGGAGAGCAUGAAGAUUGGUCGGCUGGGCGUUAGUGAGCUUAAAUUCUUGUUUAAUGCGCGCUGA
This is a messenger RNA of Metarhizium brunneum ARSEF 3297, 3219 nucleotides long. RefSeq lists its product as uncharacterized. Gene Ontology annotation, biological process: double-strand break repair via homologous recombination. Gene Ontology annotation, cellular component: nucleus; cytoplasm. The record is from RefSeq and is a predicted model, not a curated record. Gene Ontology annotation, molecular function: ATP-dependent chromatin remodeler activity; ATP binding. NCBI's taxonomy places the organism in Eukaryota, Fungi, Ascomycota, Sordariomycetes, Hypocreales, Clavicipitaceae.